UCGACCACCACCCGUCCGCCGCCCGGACGCCUGGGCCGCAGAGUUUGUGUCCCGGCUCGGACCCCGGUGCCCAGCCCGGAGCCGUAACCUUGAGACGGCAGCGGCGGCGGGGCUGGGCCGGGCCGGGCCGGGGGGCGGCGGUGCUGGAUCGGCGGCUGCCCGAUCGUUGGCGGGAGAUGUCGAACCCCGGGACGCGCAGGAACGGCUCCAGCAUCAAGAUCCGUCUGACAGUGCUGUGCGCCAAGAACCUUGCCAAGAAGGACUUCUUCAGACUCCCUGACCCCUUUGCUAAGGUCGUCGUGGACGGCUCUGGGCAGUGCCACUCAACCGACACUGUGAAAAACACUUUGGACCCCAAGUGGAACCAGCAUUACGAUCUAUACGUCGGGAAGACGGACUCCAUCACCAUCAGCGUGUGGAACCACAAGAAGAUCCAUAAGAAGCAGGGGGCCGGCUUCCUGGGCUGCGUGCGGCUGCUGUCCAAUGCCAUCAGCCGGCUCAAGGACACGGGCUACCAGCGUCUGGAUCUGUGCAAACUCACCCCGUCAGACACUGAUGCAGUCCGAGGCCAGAUCGUGGUCAGUUUACAGACACGAGACAGAAUAGGCACUGGUGGGUCAGUGGUGGACUGCCGGGGACUGUUGGAAAAUGAAGGAACGGUGUAUGAAGACUCGGGGCCCGGGAGGCCACUCAGCUGCCUCAUGGAGGAGCCCGCCCCUUACACUGAUGGCACUGGGGCGGCCGCGGGGGGCGGGAACUGCAGGUUUGUGGAAUCCCCAAGUCAAGAUCAAAGGCUUCAGACACAGCGGCUCCGGAACCCCGACGUGCGAGGGUCCCUGCAGACGCCCCAGAACCGCCCUCAUGGCCACCAGUCGCCUGAGCUGCCCGAAGGCUACGAACAAAGAACGACCGUUCAGGGCCAGGUUUACUUUUUGCACACACAGACUGGCGUUAGCACAUGGCACGACCCCAGGAUUCCCAGAGACCUCAACAGUGUAAACUGUGAUGAACUUGGGCCACUUCCACCAGGCUGGGAAGUCAGAAGUACAGUUUCUGGGAGAAUCUAUUUUGUAGAUCACAACAACCGGACAACCCAGUUUACGGACCCAAGGCUGCAUCACAUCAUGAACCACCAGUGCCAACUCAAGGAGCCCAGCCAGCCACUGCCACUACCCAGCGAAGGCUCUGUGGAGGACGAGGAGCUGCCAGCGCAGAGGUACGAGCGCGACCUGGUCCAGAAGCUGAAGGUCCUCAGACACGAGCUGUCCCUUCAGCAGCCCCAGGCGGGGCACUGCCGCAUUGAAGUUUCCCGAGAAGAGAUAUUUGAGGAGUCAUACCGUCAGAUCAUGAAGAUGCGGCCGAAGGACCUGAGGAAGCGGCUGAUGGUGAAAUUCCGUGGGGAGGAAGGCCUGGACUACGGCGGUGUGGCGCGGGAGUGGCUGUGCCUGCUGUGUCAUGAGAUGCUCAACCCGUAUUACGGGCUCUUCCAGUACUCUACGGACAACAUCUACACGCUGCAGAUCAACCCCGACUCCGCCAUCAACCCUGACCACCUGUCUUACUUCCACUUCGUGGGCCGGGUCAUGGGCCUGGCCGUGUUCCACGGCCACUACGUCAACGGCGGCUUCACGGUCCCCUUCUACAAGCAGCUCCUGGGGAAGCCCAUCCAGCUGUCUGACCUGGAGUCGGUGGACCCAGAGCUGCACAAGAGCCUGGUGUGGAUCUUGGAGAACGACAUCACGCCAGUGCUGGACCACACGUUCUGCGUGGAGCACAACGCUUUCGGGCGGAUACUUCAGCACGAGCUGAAACCCAAUGGCAGAAACGUGCAGGUCACCGAGGAGAACAAGAAGGAGUACGUCCGGUUGUACGUCAACUGGAGGUUCAUGAGAGGCAUCGAGGCUCAGUUCCUCGCCCUGCAGAAGGGCUUCAACGAGCUCAUUCCACAGCAUCUCCUGAAGCCCUUCGACCAGAAGGAACUGGAGCUGAUCGUCGGGGGCCUGGACAAGAUCGACCUGAACGACUGGAAAUCCAACACGCGGCUGAAGCACUGCAUGGCCGACAGCAACAUAGUCCGCUGGUUCUGGCAGGCGGUGGAGACCUUCGACGAGGAGCGGAGGGCCAGGCUGCUGCAGUUCGUGACUGGAUCCACGCGUGUCCCCCUCCAAGGCUUCAAGGCCCUGCAAGGCGCCGCAGGGCCCCGGCUCUUCACCAUCCACCUGAUCGACGCCAACCCUGACAGCCUCCCCAAGGCCCACACCUGCUUCAACCGCAUCGACAUCCCGCCUUACGAGUCCUACGAGAAGCUGUACGAGAAGCUGCUGACGGCGGUGGAGGAGACGUGCGGGUUCGCGGUGGAGUGAAGGCGCCGGCCGGCAGCGUCGCGUCACCACCAGGCCAGGGGCGGCGGCCUUGUCGCGCUCCCACAGCGGGCCGAGCCCGCGUUCCGGGUAACCGAGGACAGGUCGCCUCCCUCGCUGGGGAGCGGGGGACUUGGUGGCUCCCACCCUGCGGCCCUCCUGACUCCGGUUCUGCACCCAUCCACGUCCAUCCGCUCCGCAGGCGACCCGCGGCCGAAGGGGCCGCGCCCUCGCCACACCUCGCGGCCCCUUUCCCGUUCAGCUCGGAUUCCAAAUUUCACGUCCUCGCUCCCCGGCUGGAAAGCCACUGUGGAGCCCCGCGGUGGCAGGGGCCCGUGUCGCAGUGCGUCCGGGAGGCACUUUGCACAGUGGGAAGCCAUCUUUCCUCCAGGAGUCCCUUGCCACGCUCUAUCCAGCUGAGGCUCUUCCUGGUCCAAGACCAGGUGACAGUGACCAGUGACCUGCCUCGGGCCCACCGCGGGUGCAGUCUCGACUGUGUCUCCUGAGAUGCAGUGGUCACUGAGAGCCAGGCUCGCCACACAGCUGCUGCCACAGCAGGGAGGGGACAGUGGCCUUGCUGGAGCUGGCAGUGAGCGUCAGGCUGAUGGCAGGGCCCUUUCCCCAGACGCAACGCCACCAUGCCACCACCUCCCGCGUGUGACACUGCGAGUCAGGCCAAAGCCAGCGUCAGCUCCGUGUCUAGCUCCGUUCCCAGUUUGCACAAAAGUUUUACACAGCUAACCUUCCUGGAGAGACGGUGACAAGUUUUCUGGAUGGCUCGGGUUUUGUGUGGUUUGGGGGUGGGGACAGGAACAGGGUGAUCCAUUAGCGAGACAUUUCACCAAUGACAUACGCGCUUGGCUUGGGCCCCAGCCGGGCCAGCAUGGAGGCGGACAGCCUUGGGGACAGCUUACCUGUCACCUGGGCUAGUGCGUGUGGAGGACAACGACUGGCCCUCCACGUCUGCACGCGGUUUGUGGAGUGCAGACCCUCCCCAAGAGACCGGCCCAGCUUGGUGGCCACUGGCCCACAGGGCACAAGGUCUUUGCCACACUCGGCCUGCUGAGGUGUGGGACAGAAGGGCUGCCAGGUGCCACAGUGGAGUCUGAUCACUCAGGCCCAGGCCGGCUGUGGCCUUAUCCGCCUUCUGCUUCCCAGGAGGGCUCACGCUCACCAGGACACCGCCGAGGGCGCUCCAUCCAGACCCCGGCCGCCCAGGAGCCGUGUGGCCUUCCCCAGUGACAACCCCAGGCCAGCGAGCCCGACGCAGAGCGAAGGCGCCAGCACUGCCCGAUGGGAGCCGGGCUCCCGUGCUCUGGGACGUGCGGCAGGAUGCGUGUGACAUCUGGAGUGAGCCGCGUCGGGUUAACAUCCGGGAUCAGGCCAUCUGUCCACACUUCCUGGCCCUGUCCGUCCCUCCGUCCCGCCCACCCGCCCAGAUGCUUCAGGGGCAACGCCAGGCUCGGCCCCGCCAGCAGCCGACACUCAGGGAUGCGGCACGUCACCGCUCCGCGGUGCUUGGGGUAGAAGAGCGAGGCGGCCACCUGGGGUGACGUGGCCACGCCGCAGUCCACAUGCGGGCGGGUGGCCUCCUGCAGAGCGCCCUGACCACUGCGGCCAGGGUGCCACAGGGCGGCCUUCCCCACACAUAGCGUGGACUCAAAACGUGUUUAUUUUUGUUUCUCAACCACUUUAUAAUGUAUUUUUUAAUUUAUUUUGUAACGUCUUGUUUUUAAGUAUUGCUGCUAUUCUUGUUAUUCUUCCCACUGUUUUUACCGCGGACUGACUGACUGACUUUGUGACAGAUGGACACUACUGUUCUGUUUUCUGGCGGAAUCAGAGGCAUUGAAGGACACGCAGGGGCAGUUGCGCGGUCGCAGGGGCAGCUGGAGCGCUGACGUGCGGCCGGGCGGCCGGGUGGCCGGGGUCACGUUCCGUAUGCAAUAAACUCACUUGACAGCU
Messenger RNA from Castor canadensis (American beaver), 4322 nucleotides. NCBI's taxonomy places the organism in Eukaryota, Metazoa, Chordata, Mammalia, Rodentia, Castoridae. The record is from RefSeq and is a predicted model, not a curated record.